AUGCACUCUGCCCCGCCCUUCACCCCCGUGCUCUACCCUUCACCCCGUGCUCUACCCUUCACCCCCGUGCUCUACCCUUCACCCCCGUGCUCUACCCUUCACCCCGUGCUCUACCCUUCACCCCGUGCUUUACCCUUCACCCCGUGCUUUACCCUUCACCCCGUGCCCCGCUCUUCACCCCGUGCUCUACCCUUCACCCCGUGCUUUACCCUUCACCCCGUGCCCCGCCCUUCACCCCGUGCCCCGCCCUUCACCCCGUGCUCUACCCUUCACCCCCGUGCUCUACCCUUCACCCCCGUGCUCUACCCUUCACCCCGUGCUUUACCCUUCACCCCGUGCUUUACCCUUCACCCCGUGCCCCGCUCUUCACCCCGUGCUCUACCCUUCACCCCGUGCUUUACCCUUCACCCCGUGCCCCGCCCUUCACCCCGUGCUCUACCCUUCACCCCCGUGCUCUACCCUUCACCCCGUGCCCCGCCCUUCACCCCGUGCUCUACCCUUCACCCCCGUGCCCCGCCCUUCACCCCCGUGCUCUACCCUUCACCCGCGUGCCCCGCCCUUCACCCCGUGCUCUACCCUUCACCCCGUGCUUUACCCUUCACCCCGUGCUCUACCCUUCACCCCGUGCUCUACCCUUCACCCCGUGCUCUACCCUUCACCCGCGUGCCCCGCCCUUCACCCCCGAGCCCUGCUCUCCACCCUAGGGGCCCUCAAUCUUUGCUUCUGCAGCCUCCACAGCACCACGCAGCACACUCUGGAGAAUCCAUUGUGGCCUCUGGGAAAAUAAAACCCUUUUUGCGCCAUUUAAUGCUUCUCUUGGGCUCCAGCUGA
Molecule: messenger RNA, 831 nt
Organism: Octodon degus (degu)
Lineage: Eukaryota; Metazoa; Chordata; Mammalia; Rodentia; Octodontidae
Product: extensin-like
Exons: 1
Coding region: 1-831 (276 amino acids)
Source: RefSeq, a predicted model, not a curated record